This is a messenger RNA of Didymosphaeria variabile, 1539 nucleotides long. RefSeq lists its product as uncharacterized. Gene Ontology annotation, molecular function: siderophore-iron transmembrane transporter activity. The transcript is spliced from 4 exons. Gene Ontology annotation, biological process: siderophore transmembrane transport. The record is from RefSeq and is a predicted model, not a curated record. NCBI's taxonomy places the organism in Eukaryota, Fungi, Ascomycota, Dothideomycetes, Pleosporales, Didymosphaeriaceae. Bases 1 to 1539 code for a protein of 512 amino acids.
AUGGCGAGGGAUGAUUUGGAUAUCCAACUUUCUGAAAGAGGAGCCCACGAUGAACAGAGUCAGACUACAGACGACGCGGAUACCAACGGUAUCUCGAACGAAAGCGAAGCGGCCCAGGCUGGCGUCAGGCGAAUCGAAGCUGUGAGCAGGACUUGGACAACUGCAUCCCUUAUCAUCGCAUACGUCACUCUUUUCUUGAUGGCCAAUGUCACGUCCCUCGAGUUGCAAGUCACCAGCCUCAUGACACCGUACGCGACGAGCGCCUUCCAGCAGCACUCCUUGGUCUCCACAGUCACUGUCAUUCAAGGUGUUGUCAGCGCAGUAAUCAAGCCACCGAUGGGCAAGAUCGCGGAUGUAUUCGGUCGACUGGAAUCUUUCGCCAUCACAAUCUUCCUUUAUACCAUUGGAUACAUCCAGCAAGCUGCAUCGGAGAACGUCAAGACAUUUGCUUCGGCGCAGAUUUUUUGGGCGGCUGGAUUCAAUGGUCUCCAAAUCCUACAACAGAUAUUCGUCGCUGAUACGACCGACUUGUCCAAUCGCGCUUUGUUCUCCACCCUUUUUGAUGUUCCUUUCCUCUGGAUGUUAGCGCCCAGUGCUGAUGGAAAAUGGAGCAACGGGAGCAUGAUUUCCAUGCUCGUUGUUGGGAUAGUGAUUUUGAUAGCGUUCCCUUUCUGGGAGACGAGCAAAAGGCUGGCCCCCAAGGCUUUCUUCCCGCCCAACCUAUUCAGAAACAAGACUAUCAUUGCAGGAACUCUGAUUGCGUUCUUGUAUUUCAUGGCAUUCUACAUGUCGGUCUUCCCUUACUUCUACUCUUACCUCCUCAUAGUCCAGAACAAAUCUAUCACUACGGCAGGGAAUAUCACACGCGUUUUCUCGCUAAGCUCCACCGUAUCAUCCAUCAUUGUUUCGCUUAUCAUAAAGUACACCGGGCACUACAAAUACUAUGUCACUGUGGGAUCUUGUAUCUACCUGCUGGGAAUGGGCAUCAUGCUUCGAUACCGAAACGAAGACGCAUCGACCGCCACCCUUGUGGGCACUCAAAUAGCGAUAGGAAUUGGCGGGGGUAUACUCAAUGUCCCAGUCCAACUCGGUGUUCAAGCAAGCGCAAGUCACCAACAAGUCGCUGCAGCCACCACCGUGUGGCUCACGCUGUUGGAGGUCGGUGGCGCUGUAGGAUCAGCUAUCUCAGGGGCAAUUUGGAGCACGUAUGUUCCCCGCAAGCUGCAACAAUACCUCCCUGCCGAGACCGUCGCGAAUGCUACGAUCAUCUUCGGCGACAUCACCACUUCUUCGGACUACAUCACAUAUCCGCCCGGUUCGCCGACACGCAUCGCAAUCAAUCGUGCCUAUCAAGAGACCAUGCGUCUUUUGCUCAUCGGAGCGCUGUUUGCAGCUGCGCCUAUUGUGCCGUUGACGUUCUUCUUGCAGAAUUAUAGACUGCGUGAGAUGGAGCAGCCUGUUGAGGGUCGUGUGAUAGGGAGUGCCAACGGGAGACGGGAGUCGGAUAGUGGAUUCUUGCGCCGAUGGUUCAGAAGGUAG